Molecule: messenger RNA, 2212 nt
Organism: Macadamia integrifolia
Lineage: Eukaryota; Viridiplantae; Streptophyta; Magnoliopsida; Proteales; Proteaceae
Product: laccase-12-like
Exons: 6
Coding region: 81-1805 (574 amino acids)
Biological process (GO): lignin catabolic process
Cellular component (GO): apoplast
Molecular function (GO): hydroquinone:oxygen oxidoreductase activity; copper ion binding
Source: RefSeq, a predicted model, not a curated record
UCCUCCAGUCUUAGCAUUAAACCCACUUCUUCAACCUCAACCUUACAAAGCCUUAGUAGCUAGAGAGUGAGUGUUUAAAGAUGCAAAAACCAUCGUGCCUCUCUCUACUUCUUGGUCUUUUGCUCUUCUUUGUUUUUGCCUCAUCUUUUGUAGAUGCAAAAAUUCACCACCAUGACUUUGUGGUUCAAGAAACGGCAGUGAAGAGGCAGUGCAAUAGCCAUAAUAGAAUCACAGUGAAUGGAAUGUUUCCAGGGCCAACAUUGGAAGUUAACAAUGGAGACACUUUAGAAGUCAACGUCGUAAAUAAAGGACAAUAUAAUGUCACUAUCCAUUGGCAUGGUGUUCGACAACUGCGAUCAGGAUGGGCGGAUGGGCCUGAAUUCGUGACCCAAUGCCCCAUCAGGCCUGGCGGGAGUUACACCUACCGAUUCACAAUCCAGGGACAGGAAGGGACAUUGUGGUGGCAUGCUCACAGCUCAUGGCUAAGAGCCACUGUUUAUGGAGCUCUUAUUAUCCAACCCCAGGAUGGUUCUUCCUACCCAUUCACAACCCCUAACCGACAAGCUCCCAUUCUUCUUGGAGAAUGGUGGAACUCGAACCCCAUUGAUGUAGUCAGAGAGGCGACCCGAACCGGAGGCACUCCAAACGUCUCUGAUGCCUACACCAUCAACGGUCAACCGGGCGACCUCUACAACUGCUCCAGCCCUCAAGACACGGUGGUGAUUACGGUGGAUUCCGGCGAGACGAACCUCCUACGGGUGAUCAAUGCGGCGCUGAACCAACAGCUCUUCUUCACAGUUGCCAACCACAAGCUCACGGUGGUGGGUGCCGAUGCUUCCUACUUAAAGCCUUUCACCACCUCAGUCCUCAUGCUGGGGCCAGGUCAGACCACCGACAUCCUCAUCACAGCCGAUCAGACCCCUGCCCGCUACUACAUGGCAGCCCGUGCCUACAACAGCGCUCAGGGCGCACCUUUCGAUAACACCACUACCACCGCCAUCCUCGAAUACAAGUCCGCACCUUGCCUGGCCAAUAACUCCUCCUGCUCCACUCCCCCAGUCUUACCCUCCUUGCCCGCCUACAACGACACCAACACUGCCACCGCCUUCGCCGCUAGCUUCAGAAGUCGAACCAAGGUCCAAGUCCCCACCGACAUCGACCAAAACUUGUUCUUCACCGUCGGUUUGGGGCUCCUCAACUGUCCACCGGGGGCCAGUGCUAGCAACUGUCAAGCCCCCAAUCGAACCCGCUUCAUUGCUAGCAUGAACAACGUUUCUUUUGCUCUCCCCUCCAAUUUCUCCCUUCUCCAAGCCCACCAGCAAAGCAUCCCAGGAGUGUUCACUACCGAUUUCCCGGCAGCCCCGGCUGUGCAAUUCGACUAUACCGGUAACGUUAGCCGGUCACUCUGGCAACCUGUUCGAGGGACCAAGUUGUACAGGUUGAAGUAUGGUUCCGGGGUGCAAAUAGUCUUGCAGGGUACCAGCAUCUUCACUGCGGAGAACCAUCCCAUUCAUCUUCAUGGCUAUGACUUCUACAUCAUUGCCCAGGGUUUUGGGAAUUUCAAUCCUAAAACUGAUACUUCCAAAUUCAACCUCGUUGAUCCGCCACUGAGGAAUACUGUUGGAGUACCUGUGAAGGGAUGGGCUGUGAUUCGAUUCAUCGCUGAUAACCCAGGAGUUUGGCUGAUGCAUUGUCACUUGGACGUUCAUCUCAAUUGGGGAUUGGCUACGGCUUUUCUGGUUGAGGAUGGUGUUGGAGAGUUACAGUCCUUACAGCCACCUCCAGAUGAUCUACCCAUUUGUUAGGCAAUAAAAUAUGCCCAACUCUCUCUCUUUCUCUUUCUGUGCCUAAAGCUGAUUCCAUCAAUCAUCAUCACCAGUACAGAAGCAGAACUUUGGGCUAGAGAAGGUCCCUGGCCAAGUAAUUAGGUCGAUGCAAAACUAGUUCUUUAAAAGUCCAGUAGUUAUAGUCCAUGUGUUCUAGGAACAUUUUAUCUAGUUAAUUGGGCUGGGUCAAACAAAUCGCAGAAAGGAUGCAACAUUUGAGGACCCCUGUGGAGCCCACCGUUUUAUUGUUUUAUUACGUUGCUUCAUUUUUGCAAAACACUGUAGAAGGUUGAUACAAUUUUUUGGAUAAUCAGUAUUUGUAAUUCCUAUUAUAUAAUCUAUCAGCAAUGAAUAAAUAAAAAAGAAUAGUUGAGCUAUUUUGACAA